Molecule: messenger RNA, 1558 nt
Organism: Vombatus ursinus (common wombat)
Lineage: Eukaryota; Metazoa; Chordata; Mammalia; Diprotodontia; Vombatidae
Product: histone H3
Exons: 1
Coding region: 784-1194 (136 amino acids)
Cellular component (GO): nucleosome
Molecular function (GO): DNA binding; structural constituent of chromatin; protein heterodimerization activity
Source: RefSeq, a predicted model, not a curated record
CCCCGGCAAAAACAACGAAAACUUAACUUUAGGGUCACCUGCGCAGCCAAAACUGAGCCACAGGAGUACAAUAAUCUAAAAAAAAAAGUUUGAUGUAGAGUAUUUUUUGAUGUUGAGAAAAUCAGGGUUUGGAACACGAAGAUCACGGAAGGUGAGCACGGGGGGGGGGGGGGGGAAGGGGGCCGAAUUGGAGGGAGAGGAAAGGCAGAGACUCAAUUAGGAGAAGUCCUGGAGUUAAAGGCACUCUCUGGGUCUUCCAGGCCAGUGAACGGGCUCCGUACAGGUGGCGGGAAUAGAGUCCAUAGAAUGUUCUAAAAGUGAAAGUCGAACGCAAACUAAAAGAGAGGACUCAGAGACAAACGGACGAACCGAUAAAAGAGAAGUCUGUGAUCCCGCAAAAAAAAAAAAUCCCAAGCUGGAGAGGGCGAAAAGCAUUAAAACACGUGAGCGCGUGCCCGCGGUACAAGGGCUGACUUAGGAAGGGGGGUAGGCUAGGGCGUGAGAGGAAAUGAGGGGUCCCGGGAAGGGGAGGCAAAAGAACAAAGGCAAGCAAGUAAACUGAGCUCAGAAGGAAGUGGAAGAGAGGGGCGGGAUGAGGUUAUCCAAUGAAAUUGCUCGGAAUUUCGAGGGCGGGCAGGGUUGACUUUCCACCAAUUCAUUCUGGCGCAGGGCUUUUGAACGUUCCAAUCAGAACGUUCUCGUCGAUAUAAAUAUAGGCGAGGGUGGUUGGGUUUUUCCGUAGUUGUUUGGUUGUUGGGAAGUGGAGUUCUCUGCUGUCUUAUCAUGGCUCGUACGAAGCAGACCGCUCGUAAGUCUACCGGUGGCAAGGCUCCUCGUAAGCAGCUCGCUACGAAGGCUGCCCGUAAGAGCGCGCCGGCUACCGGCGGCGUGAAGAAGCCUCACCGCUACCGGCCCGGCACCGUGGCCCUGCGGGAGAUCCGGCGCUACCAGAAGUCGACCGAGCUGCUGAUCCGCAAGCUGCCUUUCCAGCGGCUGGUGCGCGAGAUCGCGCAGGACUUCAAGACUGACCUGCGCUUCCAGAGCUCGGCCGUCAUGGCCUUGCAGGAGGCGAGCGAAGCCUAUCUGGUCGGGCUGUUUGAGGACACGAAUCUGUGCGCCAUCCACGCCAAGCGCGUGACUAUCAUGCCCAAAGACAUCCAGUUGGCUCGCCGCAUCCGCGGGGAGAGGGCUUAAAAAUCUUAAAAAAAGCUAAACCACCAAAGGCUCUUUUCAGAGCCACCCACUGUUUCGGAAAGAGUAGCUGUAUUUUCACGUACGCUAGUUCCCUUUCGAGCAGCACCGUGGCGUAGCGAGUAGAAAACCCGCCAUCCGCUUGGUUUUCAACUCCAGCCACUCACCAACUCAAAAAAUAGACAACUCCCCUCUCUAUGCCCCUUUUCCGGUGUCCUUAAUCCCCCCGCCCCGCUUAGGUCUGGCUUUCCCCCGGGGGGGGGGGGCGCCAAGGCAAAAAAGAGGUGGGGCUGUGGGAGGGCGUGCUUUUCUAAUAAAUGAAACAGGUACAGGUGGGCUAAGCAUUCCUUUUUUCUUUUCCCCCUUC